Trichomonas vaginalis G3 is the source of this 720-nucleotide messenger RNA. RefSeq names its product protein of unknown function, DUF4106 family. The record is from RefSeq and is a predicted model, not a curated record. Bases 1 to 720 code for a protein of 239 amino acids. NCBI's taxonomy places the organism in Eukaryota, Parabasalia, Trichomonadida, Trichomonadidae. The transcript has a single exon.
AUGAAACAUGCAGAUAUUUUGGACCAGUAUGAAAUGAACAUGGCUGAUGGAAAUAUAACACCUGACGUUCUAGAACAUUUAUCUCAAAGAACUACACAGAACCAUAGAGAUGGUAUAUUUGGUGAAGAGUUUAGAAAGAAAGUUAGGGAGAGAGAAGGAAGAGAACCUAUUGUACAUGACCUUGCAAACGAAAGUUUGCAAAAUGUCAUAAAAACUUACUUUGCAGACAAUGAACCGAGAAGGGAUGAAUAUUUAAGAAAACUCAAAUGGACAGUACCAAAUGAAAUGUUAGUAUUGAAAAACAUGUUCCUUGACAAAAUAAAACCAACUACAGAAAUAAAUGACGCAAGACUGAAACAUUGGGUAAAAGCUUUCCCAUUCACAAAAGAUAUUAUUGGUAACAUGGAAAGAAAACCAGAAUGGCUACAAAAACAUAUAUUUGGAAACGAGCUUAUUCCAUAUGGACAAGCUCUGUUUGAAGAGCUUGAACCGGAAACUCAGGAAAGAGUCAUGCAAACAAUACGCGAAGACUCAAAUACAAACUAUGACAAAAUCUUUCUAGGAUAUAGGUUACCUGAGAUGGGCGACCAGAGCCCAAAGGCAAAAAGGACAUGGGAAAUUUACAACAUACUAGGUGAACAUGAGGCAAAGAUGCAACAACUUGAAGCAGAGGGCAAGUUACCAAAAGCGACACCAAAGAAGAAGAGUAGAACAAAGUGA